ACCCGGAAUUCCUAAGCCACACCCCCACAAGUUUUCCACUUUCCUCUUCCUCCAUUCGAUUCUUAACGCCGCUCAUCCCGCGGUCCCCUCUCCGCCGCUUGCCUCGCUUCCUCCGCCCAUGGCCGCCGCCGCCACCACCACCACGACGUCCUCUUCCUCGUCGCCCACCGCCCAGAAUCCGAACCCCUUCAACCUUCCGCCAUGGCUCCGCUGCCCCCUCAUCACCUUCCUCUGCCCGCCCCCUCCGCCGCCGCCCACUCCACCGCCUCCUCCCCCCCCGCCGCCGCCAGAGGCAGUGGUGGUGGCUCCGGAGCCGCGGCGGAGGCGUCCGGGUCUGCGGGUCACCACGGAGUACGACAGCGAGGAGGCCGUGUUCGCGCACAAGGUGUCGUGCAAGCUCACGGGGGGCCUCGCCAAGCUGCGGCUCUCGUUCCAGACCGACCCGCAGGGGCAGGGGGAAGACCCGCGGCAGCUCUUCGCCGCGCCGGUGCUGGGUUUCUCUACCAAGCACUUCUCCGUGAUGUACGACGUCGAGCGCCGCAACGCGCUGCUCCGUGGUGACGCCUCCCUCCCCGGCGGGGCCGUCCAGCUCCGCGCCUCGCACGAUGUCAAGGACCAAGAAGGAGAAGUUGCAGUGAUCACUAGGUUGGGUGAUCCGUCUUAUAAACUUGAGCUAUCAUCGUUGGUGCCUUACAGCGGUUUGCCAAGAGCAACACUCCACUUUCCAAUUGGUCAAGUUUCAAUGGAAGAGAGGAGAAAUGAAGAUGGCGAGAAAAUGUUGUCUGUAUAUGGGAUUGGAAAGUCUGAUUUUUUAGAUGGCAUUCUUACUGCUCAGUACAGUGAAAAUGAUUUGAAUCUAAGAUAUUGUUAUAAGGACAAUGAAUUAACUUUAAUUCCCACCGUCUCCUUGCCUUCCAAUGCAGUAUCCCUAGACUUCAAAAGGCAUUUUGGUUCUUCUGAUAAGUUAAGCUAUCAUUAUAACUUCGACACUGAUGACUGGCAUGCUGUUUAUAAGCAUACAAUUGGUAAAAAUUACAAACUGAAAGCUGGUUAUGAUUCAGAGGUGCGAGUUGGAUGGGCUUCCAUUUGGGCUGGACAAGAAGAGGGAAAAGCAAAGGCUGCACCGAUGAAGAUGAAGGCUCAGCUUAUGCUUCAAGUACCCCAGGAUAAUUUCCGCAAUCCUUCAGUGCUAUUCCGAGUGAAGAAAAGGUGGGAUCUGUAGAAUUGCAUCCCCAGGAUACAGUCGGUGCUGGGUACUGAGGCUUCGGACAACAACCUUCUUUGUUAAGCUGCGUAGGGCACCGAUCGCUACAUAUUCUUUCAGUCCUUUCUAUUUAUCAUGUUACUUUGGCUUAUUGUACAUAGUGGUCAUCGGUCCGCACCAGAAGCAAUCUUACUUCGUGUAGGAAGUGUAUUGAUGUUAAGAGGGUUGUCAUUUAGUGUAAUUCCACAUAUCCAGUUGCAACUUUGUAUUUGGUGGAGAUUGGUUCGAGACUGAUCGUGCAUAUUUCGGAAAUGAAUUUUGCUGGUGGGGUGGAAGAAA
Messenger RNA from Brachypodium distachyon (stiff brome), 1543 nucleotides. RefSeq names its product outer envelope pore protein 37, chloroplastic. Lineage: Eukaryota; Viridiplantae; Streptophyta; Magnoliopsida; Poales; Poaceae. Bases 119 to 1222 code for a protein of 367 amino acids. Gene Ontology annotation, molecular function: monoatomic ion channel activity. The transcript is spliced from 6 exons. Gene Ontology annotation, biological process: monoatomic cation transport. Gene Ontology annotation, cellular component: chloroplast outer membrane. The record is from RefSeq and is a predicted model, not a curated record.